This is a messenger RNA of Dromaius novaehollandiae (emu), 6629 nucleotides long. It is a transcript of the gene EPOP, whose product is annotated as elongin BC and polycomb repressive complex 2 associated protein. The coding region runs from base 633 to 2834 and encodes 733 amino acids. The record is from RefSeq and is a predicted model, not a curated record. NCBI's taxonomy places the organism in Eukaryota, Metazoa, Chordata, Aves, Casuariiformes, Dromaiidae. The transcript has 2 exons.
AAAUAAGCCUCCUGAGCAGGGAGUUAAAAUCACUUAGUCCAGCCUCCGUGGCUUCACUCAUUUCGCUCGAGUAGCUUCAGGUUUAUAAAGAAAUAGAGGGGACGGGACAAUAGAGCCCCGGGCUGGGUAGGGUUUUUUUUUUCCUCUUCCCCCUUCGGAGGCAGAAAUCUGCAAUCUUCCUUUUGGGAAAACCUCGCCGGGUUUGUAAUGCAGGAGCGACCUACCAAAUGCCGAAGAAAUCUCGGGACUUAAAGUUUGAAAUAAACUUAAGCAGCGCGCAAAGGCAUGCGAAAGAAUUCCCCUUUCCCCCUCCUUUUCUUUCUUUUUUCUUUUUUUUCUUUUUAAAGGAGAUUUUGGAAGAAAAAGAUGAGAAGUGAAUACGGAAAGCGUGGGGAAGACGAGGAGUCAAGCCCCAGUACAGGAGGAGGAACGGGGUGUUUGGAAGAUGUUGCAAACCAUUGACUGGAGCAUUUGAAAGGGAGAUCGACUGCUUUGGCUUUUUUUUUUUUUUUUCCCUCCCCCCUCCCCCACCUCUCCGGAGGGGUAGGGAUGUGUGAUCAGGGAGUGGAAACAAAUAUGUCCUUAUUUUCAAUGCCCCCUUUGAAAGAGACAAAGUAAAUGCUCCUUGCAAAAUGUUCCUGACCUGCGAAGGGACCUUCGGAAUUGUUCCAACCACCAUGGAUUACAAUGGGGAAGCCAGGCCGGGGGAUUUUCAUGCUGGCUAUCAAGAAAUCGAAGGGAUAAACUUGGGAUACUUACAGAUCAAUGGCACCCAGAUGUUUGCAUUGGCCCAGGUCCUCAGCGACCUGUUUAAGGAUAUCCCCAGGACCACCAUCAGCAAGAAGAUGGAAACCUUAAAGAUCAAGAGCCGACGCUGCGAUCUCAAGGAGCUCCGGACCCUCAAAGCCAUCAACUCCGUGCCCACCCGCGCGGUGAAAUGCUCGCUCAUAUCCAAGGCGGACCUGGAGGCUCUCUGCACCUCCUGCAAGAGCCUCAGCCCCCGCAGGAGGAAGAGGAAAAGGAAGAGCAAGAGGAGGGAGCAGCUGCUGCUGCCGGACCCGGGGGAGCUCUUCGCCUGCCCCCGGCCCCAGCUGCUGCCGCCCUGCCGAGCCGGCGCCUGCCGCGGCCCCGCGGCGCCCGGGCGCCCCAAGCUGCCCCCCGGCUUCGGCAAGGCGCGCUCGGCGCCGGCCGCGCUGCUGCCGCCGCCGCUGCACCGGGCCUUCCCCGGCCAUGAGCGGGCGCCGCGCGCCGGCAGGGGCCUCGGCCUGCCCGGCCGCGGCGGCCUCUUCGCCGGCGUCCUCGGCGGCGGCCCGCGGGAGCUGGCGCUGCUCCGCGCCGCGGCCGCGCACCCCGCCGCGCCGCCGGCCGCGCUCGCCGAGCCGGGCGGCCGCAAGCGGGGCCCCUGCUGCGCCCAGGGGCUCUUCGCGGCCCAGGGGGGCCCCGGCGCCGCCAGGAAAGGCCGCGCCGCCGCCUUCCCCGGCUCCAAGCGGCAGGGCACCUCCGCCGGCUACUCCAGCGACUCGGACUCCAGCCUGGACUUCGGCGGGUCCAGCCCCGCCACCUCCAGCGACUCCUCGGAGGAGGAGGAAGAGGAGGAGGAGGAGGAGGAGGAGGAAGGGGACACGUCGUGCAGCAGCGAGGAAGGCAGCUCCUCGGAGUCGGAGAGCAGCUCGCUGUGCAGCGGGGACUCGGUGCAGAGCACCCGGUACAGGCAGGCGGCCCUGCCCCGCUUCCAGCCGCAGCCCCCCCGGGAGCCCCCCGGGGACGAGCGGGCCGCGGAGCCGCCCCCGAGCGCGGGCAAAGCCCUGCGCCCCGACCCCGGCCUCCUCUUCCUCUCGCAGCAGCUCUGGGCCAGGACUUUGCGAGCAUCAACUUUGGAAAGUUUGAGCCCGGCUCCAGCGCUGGGCUCGGGGGCCCAGCCGCAGCCGGAGCUGUACGCAAAGCAGGAGGCCUCCCCUUCCUCCUCCUCCUCCUCCUCCUCCUCCUCCUCCCCCCCUCCCUCCCCGAGCAGCACCCCUGGGGGGGAUCCGCAACAAAAGCAGGGCGGCUUUGGGGACGCGGAGCCCUGCGCCAAAGGGAAGGAUUUGCACAAAGAUGCCUCGAACAAUAGAGCCUCGUUAGGCCCCAGCGACCAAGCGGAGAGGCCGAGCGCAGCUUCGGCCGCGCGAGCGGCUUCCCGGGAGCCGCCGCCGGGCUCGGCGCCUCGGCCCGCGGCGCAGGAGCCGGCCGGCAGCCCCGGCCCGGGCCCCCCCGGGGCCGCGGCGGAGCCCAGGAGGGAGCACUUCGACCGGCUCAUCAGGCAGUCCAAGCUGUGGUGCUACGCGAAGGGCUUCAACGUGGACGGGAAAAGUUUGCGCCCCGGCAGGACGGAGCCUUGCAAAGCCGCAGAGCUCAAAUGCGCCGGUUCCAAGAGCGCGGAGAGCCCCGGCACCUUGUCAAACAAAGCUUUGAGAGGCAAUGGCUCGGAAAGGAAUGCCAAGCGCAGACGCCUCGCCAGAGGCGCCGAGGCAGAAAGGCAACAGAGCUGCUCUAAAGGGAGGCCACAAAAGGCUCAGAGGAGGAAUGCCAAAAAGGGAAACACGCAUUGCAAACGCCUCGGCAGCGCCGGGCCAACCCCGCCUCGGAAUUCCUUCAGCCUCAUGGGCAACUUCCCGUGUAUUCCCUCCCUGGUCGUGGGGGAAGAUGGGGACCUGUGUCCUGCCUCCUCCCUGGGCGUCAAAAACUCCUGGGCUCUCUCCAAAACUCACCCGCUGUGGAGCUGGCACCUGGGGGGCAACGCCAUCCCCGUGCCCCCCAGCCUCAAAUUCCGGGGCUGUGGCCUGGAGGAUCUCUAAGGACAGCGCGCAGCCCGCAGCAAAGGUUUCCAGCAGCGGGGCGGGCCCGGGGCCGGGGCCGGGGGGAGCGGGCCCCGCCGUCCCGCGGCCCCGCCGGGCUCCGGGCCGCCGCCUCCUCGGCGCGGGGCCGCUCGGCGGAGGAGCCGUGCGGGGGCCGGGGCGGGGGGGGCACGGCUGUAGCUGGGCCGGGGGAGGGGGCUCCGUCCGCGUGUGGGUGCGAGGGUCCGAUGUGGGUUUGUCGACGAGUUUAGGGUAAAACACGCGGCCGAGCCCAGGCGGCGGCGGAGGAAUGUGCCCCCCCCCGCCCCCCCCCCGCUGCAAAACGCGGUGCUUUGCUCCGAGCGGGGCGAUUUGGGGGAAAACGCGCAGCUGCAGGGGGAGGCGGAGGGCUGCUGCCGGGGAGAGCGGCCCCGGCGGGGGAGCGUCGCCCCUGCCCCGCUCCUCGCCAUCCCUCCCUUCCUGUAUGCCAAAAAAAGCCGAAAUUAGGAAAGAAUAGAUCUAAUUUCUCCCCUUCCCUCCGUAAAUGCAUUGGAUUAAACUAAUAAUAAUCACACGCAGAGAGAAAUAACGAUGUCAUAUAGCAUAAACACUCCUUUUCGGUCAGAGUCAAUCCCACCAAAAUUGGGAGCAGCUAUUUCAAAUAACUGCAUCAAUAGUAAUGUAAUGUUUUCUGUCUACUUAAGAGGCAGGAAGAAAAUACAAACUUUAAAAAGACCAGGAAAUUCUGUUUGCUAAAAGAAAACAGGAGGCUUUGAGAGGAAGUUAUUUGAAACUGCUGCAUGUAUAUUAAAAAAAAAGUGAGUUGUUUGCUGGAUAAUAACCCCAACUCAGAUAGCCUAAAGGUAGCAGGCCUGUAAAAGCUUUAUGGGCACGAGAAAUAGGAUCCAGGAGCAUUAGCAAUAGAGUACAGAUGGACGAUUUGAUCCCUCUCGAGCUCCGAAGUGGAAUGCGGGGAAGAAUGCGCAGGGAAUGUCUCUCUCCUCUGUGAAGGAAAUAAUAUCCCAGUUUAACUUUUCUUACAAACCAGUGUUUUUGUAACUGGCUCUUUUGACUAUUUCUGAUGUGAUUUCCACCCCACUUUGGCAUCAAAGCCUGACGGGCUCUCUGAAGUCGGCUCUGUUUUGGAAAUGUUAGGCAAAUCAAAGCUCAUGCGGGUUUUUUGGGUUUUGUUUUUUUUCUCCCCCUUCUUUUCAACAGAAAAUAUUUGCAGCCCGAGGCCGGGCGAGCGCUGCCUGGGAUCACGCCGUGCCCUCCGCUUCGGCGGGUUGCUUGGGGAAUUUCUGUUUUUCCUCCGCAGCCCCCUUUCCCCCUGGAGAACAAUCGGCCCCCACAAAAAAAUCCUUCGCAGUAUCCUAGGAAAGGAAAAGAAAGGAAAGAAAAGGAAAAGAAAGGAAAGGAAAGGAAAAAGGAAUCAUUGCAGAAUUGAAAAGAAAAUAUUCAGCUCUGCACGGCUGAUUUUGAUUUUUGGUUUAAUAUCAUUAGUGGGUAAAAAAAAAGGACAUUUUUAAGGCCAAGCAUAUUUCGUAUCUAUUAAGCAAUGUUUUUCUUGGAGCUGUUGAAUUGUUGCUAAAAGCAAUGUUUGUUUUAGUCUGGUUUUUAGCGGGCUUUUUGGUUAGCUGAAUUUUUUGUUUUCUUCGCCCCAUCUCCCGUUCCUCCCGUGUUGAGCAGAAGACUGGGAUUUCUUCGUGUCUCUGAAAUGUUCAGGUUUUAGCCGUAGCCGCGGACGGUCACCAAAACAUCUCCGCGCGUGUUCGGGGUAGAAAUACCUUUUCUUUCGCGGCCACGUCCCACUCGCGGGCCGCCCUCAACAGCUGCUCUGCAGCAGCCGCGCUCGCUCCCUCCGAGGCGGCCGCGCAAAUCCCGCAAACGGAGGCUGCUUUUUCCUGCGGAUUCCCUGCAAACCCGCCGCCGCGGUGUCCCCGCGACCCGCGCAGGGGAUUGCAAGGAGAAGGGAAGGGAGCGGGAAAAGCGACCGGGCCGAGGGGAAAACACCCCCCGCCGCUGCGCCGGCAGCGCCCGCGCUGCCCUCCGCGCUCCUCAGCCAGCGGGUCCGGAGGGCGGAAAAUGCGAUUUUUAGGGGAGAAAAAAAAAAAAAACCCCGCGGAGGUUGGGGGAGCUGGUGGCUGCCAGCGGGCGCGCAGGGGCGCGGGGCUGAGCUGCUCUGCUCGGCUCUGCUCUGCGCGGCGGCCCCGCAGCAGGGCUCAGGCCGCGCACCGCAACUCAGGAAUAUUUCGCCGGGGAAAUAACGCCGCGGGCAGCGCGGGUGCGCAGAGCUGCGCCGCGGGCCCCCCCCCCCCCCCCCCCCCCCCGUGUAUCUCUGCGUAGGCGCGUGGGUACGCGGGGGCGCACGGAAAGCACAGCUCUUCCCAGGCGCGGUGUGCGUGCACACACACGCGUGCACACGCUAUAUGCACGCACAUAUUUAUCUGCUGCCGCGCGGAUAAGUGCGCGCGUGUGUGUAUAUGGCUGUAUAUAGUGCGGGGGGGGGGGGUAGCAGGGCUGUGAAUACGAUACAAAGAUACCUCAAAACUUUCCGCACAAACACACCUUGAACGGCUCCUCGAGCAGCAAAACAUCCUGUUCGCAGCAGCAAAAAAUAAAAAGAAAGAAAGAAAGAAAGAAAAAAAAUCACCCCGAUUGUUCUUAAACAGGUUUCAAAGAAAUUGAGCGAUCCGGAAAAACAAAGUAAUCUUCCUCGCAAUCCCCCGCUGAAAGACUGCUGAGGGGAGUGGCGAUGCCCGGAAAGUGAACGGGGAAAAAAAAGAAAACCCAAACUGUUCUCUGAAUUAGCGUGUUUUGGACUUGAAAAAUGAACAAACACAACCGGUAGUUUGUUGGAAGAAGCAAUACCUCUGUAAGAAACAAAGAGCUGAGAGGAGGGGAUGGCUGGAGUGCUCCAAACUAGUUCUAUUUUUGAGCAAAAAAUCAACUCGCAUCACCAAAAUAGCAUAAAGGAUAUAAAGGCACCUUUUUAAUUACAUUAGUGACAUUGCUUUAUUUCCAAACGGGUGCAAAAGAAGCAAAAAAUGAUUUUUUUCAUAAAAAAAUGUUUGUGUAGGUAGAAAAAAAAUGAAAGUAUCUUCUUGUAAAAAUAAAACUUUUAUGAAAGGGGGCUGCUUUUAAAAAUGCAGCCAGCUUCAGACUCAGGAAAAUCUCAGCUUGGAUACAGCGUGGUGCUUUGUAAUCCUGGUUCGUAAGGGUUUAUUUGGGGCUGGGGGGGGUCAGGGCCUUGUGGCGGGCAGGAGCCCGGGCCGGGGGCCUGCGGGGCCCACUCCCGGCGUCUGUCGGCGUCUGGCAAAAUAGGGAAGAAGCGGAGCAGUUUGCAUUUGCUUGGAUAUUUUCAUCAUUACAAAUUUGCAUCCCUCUAUCCCAGUCCAGCGGGUUUCAAGCCGUCGGUCACUCUGUGGGUGCUUCUCCGCUGGACGCGGGAUCCAGGGACGUUUCUGCCCAGGGAUAAUUUAUUCUCAGCGGGUGCUGCGUGCGCGGAGGGGGGGAUCGACAUGUGGCCACUGUCGGCAGGCGCUGCCCCACGGCCCCCGCGCCGGCCCGUCCGGCUGCCGAUGCUGCAGCUCCCGGGGCUGCUCCUGCCUCGUGCCCCGGCCCGAAACACGUGUUUAAAAAUAUCCACCAAGGGGAGGAAAGAGCUGUUGCUCUUUCCAGCCGCAUAUUGGGUUUUUCUGUUUAGAUUUACUGUACCUUUAUUUAUUUGAAGUUGUUGUAAGUAUAUGACUAUGAAAGUGUUAAUUCCUGCGUGCAAUAUGGAAUCUAGGCUGAGAAAUAAAUACGUUUUUUACA